CAUAUCACACCUCUCUUCGGUUUGAUCCAACUGUAGCCCGACUCGAGUGCCGCGCCGCUCCGCUCCGCCGCCGCUUGCCCUCGGCUCCAGCUUCCCUCGCGGCCCCACCUCGCCGCCGGGGACAGGAGACGUGCAAGCUCAGGGACGGCGAACCCGUUCGCGCUGCCAGAGGUAGAGGCGUGAAGCAUCUUCUGCACGACUGCACCGGCGGCGGUAUGGGCAAGAAGAAUAUCGGCGCCUCGACGCCGGCCAGAGCCGCCCACCAGGCCGUGUCGCUCCGCGAGGAGACCUCCGGGAGGACGCGCGUCGACGAGGCCUCCCUGCUGAGGGUCAAGCACCUUCAACGGCUUGCGGCCUGGGCAGGCGCGGAGGCCGGGGUGGGCCCGGUCGGCGCGCUGCUGGGGCGCCGCCUCGCCGCGAGCGCCGAGGCCGCCGGAGUACCCCUCGGCGCCGCCACUUUCCUUUGCCAGAGGUGUGAGACAGUCUUAAAGCCAGGCUUCAACUGCACUGUCCGCAUAAGGAACAAGAGAAAUAAAGGUAGGCGAAAUAAGAAAUCAAACUGCUGUCAGAACAGAGUUUCCUAUGCAUGCCAUUUCUGUGGAGAUCAGAAUCUAAUAUUGGGUAGUGGGAAGGGUGUAGUUAAGAGCUUGUUACCAUCAAGAGAGCAUGCAACCAUGCACUCGUCCUGUAGAAUUUUGAAAGGGAACAGUAGCAACACAAGAGCACAAGAUAUGAAAAAAUUGCUUGAGCAUUCUCAAGCAGCAAGUUUGCAAGUGGAUUCACCAUCCGAGUUGAGACGGUCAACUUCUGAAAGGGGUGGACAUGGGGAAAGGUUAAAAUAUAAUCUUCCUCUUAUAGAUUCCAAAAUAGAGGGAGUGGUCUUGUCAACGGCAAAGUCUGGUCAUUUAGGAGCCUCUACUUCUGAAGAUAGUAGCAUACAAGUAAUAGAAAAUACAAAUGAUGAACAGAUGCAUGAAACUGAGCCUAUUUCUUGCGAGAAUGUUAAAAUAUGUGAAGCCAAUGCUACUUCCCAAGCAGAGGUUCCAGUUGCAUCGACAUUUGUGACGCCUCAGAAGAAGAAACUUGCGGAGGCGACUGAUACUAAAGAUUCGGCAGAAUUAUUCAAAACAGGAAGUAAGACAGGCAAGAAAGGAGAGAAUCCUAGCUCAGUUACUGGCAACACCCUUUCAAGCUCAAGCAAGUUUGCCCCAAAUGACUCACGGAAGAAUUCAAAGUGUGCAUCAAGUGAUUCUGCUCCGGUCUCUGGUAGUUCAAGGAAGCGGGCAAGGAAAGGGUGGACGACGCUGAAACAGAUAGCUGAGAAGGAUGAGCUCGAGAGGAAGGGGAAGAUGGAUAACUUUGUAAUCCCCUUCAUGCCGUAAGCCGCGUGUUACAGUUUUGGCCCACAUUGUAUUCAUCGGUGGACCUGCUAAGAUUGACAAAUUAAUUUUGGUGUGGAAGCUAUCUGUUCAGAAUUUUGGAUUUUAUAUCGAUAUCGAUUAUGCGGGUGGGAUAAAAGAAAUAUGAGGUUACCCAGA
Messenger RNA from Panicum virgatum (switchgrass), 1538 nucleotides. RefSeq lists its product as uncharacterized. Gene Ontology annotation, biological process: RNA processing. Lineage: Eukaryota; Viridiplantae; Streptophyta; Magnoliopsida; Poales; Poaceae. The transcript is spliced from 2 exons. The coding region runs from base 216 to 1382 and encodes 388 amino acids. The record is from RefSeq and is a predicted model, not a curated record.